Messenger RNA from Nestor notabilis (Kea), 686 nucleotides. It is a transcript of the gene COMMD6, whose product is annotated as COMM domain containing 6. The annotation marks the transcript as partial. The record is from RefSeq and is a predicted model, not a curated record. Lineage: Eukaryota; Metazoa; Chordata; Aves; Psittaciformes; Psittacidae. The transcript is spliced from 7 exons. Gene Ontology annotation, molecular function: NF-kappaB binding.
GCUUAGCCGCGGAGCCGCCUCGCUCAGGGUCAUGGGCCGGCCGUUCCCAGUGGGUGAUUGGGGAGGGCUCUCCCGCGCUGUCCGCCGGCCACCUGGGGGCUUCGCCGCCGAGAGAUGGUGGUGCAGCAGAUAAGAUUAAUUUAAUACCUCAAGACUUUUUUGCAGAACUGUGUGAACAAAUAAUUCAACAUCUGAACCAUAAGAUCCCUGGUGUAAAUACAGCUGAACUAUGUCAGAGAAUUCAAACAUCUGGGAUUGAAAUUGGUAUUGGUGACCUGGCAAAAAUAGCUAACAUUGUUUCAUUUCUAUUUAGCACAGCAGCCAGAAACCAUCUCUCUACGGAAGAACUCAUGACCACCUUGGGCAAUGCAGUCAGCGCGCUGCCGAAACACGCACUUCAGGUCAUUCGUCAUGUGUGGAAUGAGCAGGGCAAAUCCGUUAGUGUGUCAGAAGAUGCAGGAAAUAUGGCCACGGUGGGGCAGUUUGUAGACAUUAAAUGGAAACUGGGAGUUGCAAUGAGCUCUGACACAUGCAGGUCUCUGAAGUAUCCUUAUGUUACGGUGACACUAACAGUUGCAGACCCUUCAGGACAAGUAACAGACAAAACUUUUGAAAUGACGAUCCCACAGUUCAAGAACUUCUUCAGACAGUUCAAGGAAAUGGCAGCUGUUCUUGAAACAGUUUGA